AUGAAAGUGCUUGUUAUUGGCGCGUCCGGCCGAAUUGGCUCCGCUGCUGUAACCGCCUGUCUUGCUCGAGGACACACCGUCACCGCCUUCCUCCGCACCCCAUCCAAACUGCCUCCCAAACUGCUGGAACAUGCUAAUAUCGGUGUUAAUGAGCACGCAAAGACGCAACUCCGUAUCUUCAAGGGAGAUGCGUCAAAUGUUGACAAUUUGAGGGAGGCUAUGAGGGAUCAGGACGCGAUCAUCCAAGCCGCCGUCUACGGCUCCAACACUCCCUGGGGAACCUCCGACUCAGAGCUCGUCGUCCGCACCAUCGUCGACGUCGCCUCAUCCAUCCAGUCUCAACGCUCCUCCACUAACCCCACAUCCGAACAACGCUCUAAUCAACGUCCCCUCCGCCUCUGGCUCCUUUCAGGCCAAGUCCUCCUCGAUAUCCCCGAUGGCAGGUCGAGCCCGCCGCGUAUCGAGGGUGAUGUCCUUCCCAUACACCCAGAGCAUUAUGCGAACUAUGCUUAUGUAAAAGAGCACGGUGCAUCGUUGGAAUGGAGUUUACUGUGUCCUGGGAAGGUGGACGAUGGGGAGCCCUCCGGCCCCCUAGUCCAUACCGUCGACUACAUUCCGCUCUAUCGGCCUCCAGGUUUCAUCGGCAAUCUUCCUUUCGUCGGGCCCUUGUUCAACAUCAUAUACAACUUCUACUAUCAAAAACUGACGUACAAGUCCGUCGGUGAGUUUCUGGCGGAUAAUCUGGGACCUGGAGACGGAACGAUUGAAGGUGAGAGCGGGAUGAGAGGCAAGAGGGUUGGGUUGUUGGAGAAUUGGGAAGUGAGAAGGUCUAAUUGA
Messenger RNA from Stereum hirsutum FP-91666 SS1, 837 nucleotides. RefSeq lists its product as uncharacterized. The transcript is spliced from 4 exons. The record is from RefSeq and is a predicted model, not a curated record. NCBI's taxonomy places the organism in Eukaryota, Fungi, Basidiomycota, Agaricomycetes, Russulales, Stereaceae. The coding region runs from base 1 to 837 and encodes 278 amino acids.